UGAAAAUUAAAAAAAAAAAAAAUUCAUAUAAAAAAUGCACAAACAUUAAAUUGUAAAAAGAGAGAAAAAUCAUUUUGCCCGUCAGUAACCCGUUAACCGGCUAAUUAUACCAGUUCAUACAGUCAUACUCGGUGGCCAAAACGAAACCAGAAAAUUAGGUCCAAAGGGUUUAAGGAAAAAGGGUUAAAACCCAGAAAACCCACCGUUUCUUUAAUUCUCCUCUGUCUCUCCGACUUACAUUUGAUUUGAAAUAUAUUAUUGUUUAUUAUUAUUAUUUUUAUUAUGUAUAAUCUGCGACGAGUAACAGCAAGUUUCCUAAAAAGGAUUCCCCUUUCUUCUCAUAUCUUCAAUCCUUCCUCUAGACUAUACACCAAUGCGUUGAUCAAUUCACUCUCGACUAAUAGAAGGAUAUUAUUUUCGUAUAAAUAUGGUAAUUAUGGAGAUUCUAGUUCGAGGAUGAAUUAUAAAGAUGGUUAUAUAUGGAGUAUCAUAGCUGGACAAGCUGCAAUCAUUCUUGGGAUAAAUGCCAAUCCUGUCUUAGCAAACGCAUCAAAUGAAAGUAAUUCUGAAACUGAAUCAGAGGGGGCUAAUGUAAUUGGAUUACGCAAAAUUGAGGAUGGUUCUGUAAUAUCCAAUAUACAUACUUCUAAAUGGAGAAUAUUUACCGAUAAUGGCAGGGCAUACUUCCUCCAGGGUAAAUUGGAUGAAGCUGAAAAGUUCUUCCUUUCUGCUCUAGAAGAAGCUAAGAAAGGUUUUGGGAAUCGAGAGCCCCAUGUUGCUUCUGCUUGCAACAAUUUGGCAGAGCUAUAUAGAGUCAAGAAGGCAUUUGAUAAAGCAGAACCUUUGUAUUUGGAGGCUGUAAACAUACUGGAGGAAUCAUUUGGUCCAGAUGAUAUACGCGUGGGGGCUGCCUUUCACAAUCUUGGACAGUUUUAUCUUAUGCAGCGCAAACUAGAAGAAGCUCGUAAUUGCUACGAGCGUGCUUUAAAGAUAAAGAGGCAUGUUCUGGGACAUGAUCAUACUGAUUAUGCAGAUACAAUGUAUCAUCUUGGAACGGUGCUAUAUCUGCAAGGAAAAGAAAAGGACGCCGAAGACCUUAUUCAGGAUUCUAUUCAAAUAUUAGAGGGAGCUGGACAAGGGGAGUCAAUUAUGUGCAUAAGGAGAUUGCGAUAUCUCUCUCAGAUCUACUUGAAAUCCAAUAGAGUUGCAGAAGCUGAGAAUGUGCAGAGAAAGGUCCUGCAUAUUAUGGAAUUAUUGAAGGGAUGGAAUUCUAUGGACACUGUGAUUACAGCUGAAAGCUUGGCCCUGACUUUACAGGCAGCUGGGAGCUUAAAAGAAGCACGAGAGCUUCUAGAAAGAUGUUUGGACGCUCGCAAAACCUUGCUUCCUCAAGAUCACAUCCAGAUUGGUGCUAACAUGCUUCACAUUGCAAGGGUGGUAAUGCUGAAUGCAAAUCGACUUAGAAAGAUUUCUAUUUCUGAAGCAAUUGCAGAGCUUGAUAAGGCAAAAGAUCUUCUGUACAAUUCAACAAGGAUAGCGAGGCAAGUUUUAAAAAAAUUGAGAAACCAGAAAGGCAGCAGGGAAAAGAAUGCGGCGUCUGAAGAAACUAGAAGAGAGGGGCAUGCAGCAUUGAUCAUACUGCUGCAAUCACUUGAUGCCCUUGCGCAUGUGGAGAUAACAAAAGAAGAGCUGCAGGAGUCGACGAACGAGCAUCCGUCUGCUGUUGAGGCUGAAAGUGCACUUUUCCAAUGUAUUUCUGCUUACAAACAGUUUGAGUCCGAGAGAUCUAUUUCUGAUUCUCCUGAAGUAAAAGCUGAAUACCUAUCAUGUUUGAAGCGUCUUUCUACCUUGAUUAGCGACAGUGCCGUCAAAGAGAUAAAGCUAUCUGGAAAACCCUCCUUGCAAGAGCUGAAUGAUGAAAUCAAGCGUGUCCAAGGCGCAAUUUCUCACCAUAACAGAAGUAAAUUUAGAGGUGGUAUGUCUUGAUUGUGUAUAGUUACGUAAUUUUCUUUUUCCUGCGCCAAUUUCUGCACUUGGGGUUACAUCUCUUGAUGAAAAUCUUAAUUCUAUCCAUAAUAAUGGGGUGGGACUUGGCUUAAAAAAUUCUGGCUCAGCAGCAACAUGAAUGCUGCUGACUCUGAGCUUCUAUCAGCUCAAAUGAGAAAACAUUACACUGAACAAUUGGAUACCUUUUUAUUGUUUUUAAGAGAUGGAAGCUUUGCACCAAAGACAGUUGCUUUA
Molecule: messenger RNA, 2241 nt
Organism: Ricinus communis (castor bean)
Lineage: Eukaryota; Viridiplantae; Streptophyta; Magnoliopsida; Malpighiales; Euphorbiaceae
Product: kinesin light chain 3
Exons: 18
Coding region: 283-1986 (567 amino acids)
Molecular function (GO): protein binding
Source: RefSeq, a predicted model, not a curated record